Molecule: messenger RNA, 4114 nt
Organism: Dama dama (fallow deer)
Lineage: Eukaryota; Metazoa; Chordata; Mammalia; Artiodactyla; Cervidae
Gene: STEAP3
Product: STEAP3 metalloreductase
Exons: 5
Coding region: 126-1580 (484 amino acids)
Biological process (GO): copper ion import
Cellular component (GO): plasma membrane; endosome
Molecular function (GO): ferric-chelate reductase (NADPH) activity; cupric reductase (NADH) activity
Source: RefSeq, a predicted model, not a curated record
GGGCCGAGGCGGUGGCAGCCUGGCUGUCCAAGCCCCUGGCAGUCCCACGCCUUCUGAGCAUCCGCCUGAGUUCUGUCUUCCAAGCCAAAGUCAGGCAGCUUACAGCCACCAGGACAUCAGGAAAGAUGGACAAGCCGCUCAUCAGCCACCAGCUGGUGGACAGUGAUGGCAGCCUUGCUGAGGCCCCCAGUGAGGUUCCCAAAGUGGGCAUCCUGGGCAGCGGGGACUUUGCCCGCUCCCUGGCCACCCGCCUGCUGGGCUCCGGCUUCAGUGUGGUGGUGGGGAGCCGCAACCCCAAACGCAUGGCUGGGCUGUUUCCCUCAGCAGCGCGGGUGACUUUCCAGGAGGAGGCGGUGGGCUCCCCGGAGGUCAUCUUCGUGGCUAUGUUCCGGGAACACUACUCCACACUGUGUGGCCUCAGUGACCAGCUGGCUGGCAAGAUCCUGGUGGACGUGAGCAAUCCCACGGAGCGGGAGCACCUUCAGCAUCAUGAGUCCAAUGCUGAGUACCUGGCCUCCCUUUUCCCCACCUGCGCAGUGGUCAAGGCCUUCAAUGUCAUCUCUGCCUGGACCCUGCAGUCUGGUCCGAGGGAUGGAAAUAGGCAGGUGCCCGUCUGCAGUGACCAGCCGGAAGCCAAGCACACUGUUUUGGAGAUGGUGCGGGCCAUGGGCUUCACCCCUGUGGACAUGGGGUCCCUGGCCUCAGCCCGGGAGGUGGAGGCCAUGCCCCUGCGCCUCUUCCCAGGCUGGAAGGUGCCCGCUCUCCUGGCCCUGGGGCUCUUCAUCUUCUUCUACGCCUACAACUUUGUCCGGGACGUGCUGGAGCCCUACGUGCAGGAGGGCAAGAACAAGUUCUACAAGCUGCCCGUGUUCGUGGUCAACACGACCCUGCCCUGCGUGGCCUACGUGCUGCUGUCGCUGGUCUAUCUGCCCGGCGUGCUGGCCGCUGCCCUGCAGUUGCGCCGGGGCACCAAAUACCAGCGCUUCCCCGACUGGCUGGACCACUGGCUGCAGCACCGCAAGCAGAUCGGCCUGCUCAGCUUCUUCUGCGCGGCCCUGCACGCGCUCUACAGCCUCUGCCUGCCGCUGCGCCGCUCCCACCGCUACGACCUGGUCAACCUGGCCCUCAAGCAGGUCUUGACCAAUAAAAGUCACCUCUGGAAUGAGGAGGAAGUGUGGCGGAUGGAGAUCUACGUGUCCCUGGGAGUGCUGGCCCUUGGCAUGCUGUCCCUUCUGGCUGUCACCUCACUGCCAUCCAUCGCAAACUCACUCAACUGGAGGGAGUUCAGCUUUGUCCAGUCCACCCUGGGCUUCGUGGCUCUGGUCCUCAGCACGCUGCACACGCUCACCUAUGGCUGGACGCGCGCCUUCGAGGAGAGCCGCUACAAGUUCUUCCUGCCGCCGACCUUCACCCUCACCCUGCUGGUGCCCUGCGUUGUCAUCCUGGCCAAAGGCCUGUUUCUCCUGCCGUGCAUCAGCCGCAGACUCACCAAGAUCCGGAGGGGCUGGGAGAAGGAUGGUUCCGUCAGGCUCACACUGCCAGUGGACUGCGCCCUGGCCCAGAAGACAAGCCACGUGUGAUGGGCCUGCACCCAGCUCCGGGGAACCAGACGCAGGCGGGAGAGUGCCCGGAGUCUGCCAGGACUUCUCAAUCAUGCAGGAAAGCAGAAUCACACACAAGUUGGUGGGCCGAGGUCUGGAUUCCUGGGAUGUGUGCGAUAAUAUUCAGAAUGACACGCCUGUGUGUGAUAUAUAUGUGUCCACAUGUAUUUCAUAUAGAUAAAAAAAAUUUACAAUUAUACUUACUUAGCUCAAAAGUUGAGUCCCUGAGAUUUCAACCUGUAGAUUUGAAAGCCAGUGCCAGAUGUUAGGAGAAGGGCAGCUCACACUUGGGACAUCUGCAGAGAGCUGAGCAGACUUGGCACAGAAAAGGCAAUGAGAGGCUGGUACUUUGAUUCCGUCCAUGUGUGCGCCUCCCUGCCCCCUGCCCAUUUUGCUCCUUUCCCUAGGGGUUGCAGAGCUGAGGCUCUAGGGUGGCAGGGCAGACAGGGGCUCUGCCUGGAGCCCAAUCCAAGUGCACAGGGCUGACCAGUCACCAGGGGGCAGGGUGCCGCCCUUCCUUCAGCUGCAGCAGAAGGCCAGGCGGGGUUGAGGGCAGUGGGGGUGAGCCCAGGUCUGUGCCCAGGGAGCCACCUGAAGCUUCAUCCUUUGCCAGGUUAGGAGGUGGGAAGGGGGAGCGACUGGGGCUGAGGCUGCUACCCCUAAUCCUCCCUGAGCUGGGGAGAUUUUUUUUUUCCUAAAAGUCAGAAAUCACCCCACCAGCUGCAAAUUGAUCCUCCUGUGGGAGUGUGAAGUCACCUCCUUAGCGGAGCCACUAAUGAACCCCGUCUUGAGAACAAGUGUACCUUUUUUUCUUUAAGUUGGUGAUGACUGUUAUUUAAACCAGUGUGCCUUCUCAGCUUGUAAAUCAUUAGUGUGAACGUCUCCCCAGGAGCAGACCCUCUAAAAGUUGGUUCAAGGGGGAGGGGGAAACAAGGCCUGCCUUUCUCAGGGCCCCAGCCAGAGGGCUGAAGGAUGGAUAGUCCUCACUGGAUUGUCCUGUGGAGGGACACUGGGGACUCUUUAAAUUUCCUGCUGCCACCAGGCAGAGAACCUGCCUUCUGAACACCCCAAAGCUAUACUGGCUCCAAGUUCCUCCUAAUGCAGGGUUAUGUUUCAAAAUAGCUAUGGGGGGUCAGGUGGGAGGUCUUUUUUCCACCAAAGCUACAAACUGGAAAUACUGCUGCCCCAAAGCACAAGAGAGGCCACAGGACAUGUGUCCUUGGAUUGUAUGCUGUCCCUCACUGAUAGAUACUGAAACCUUUUAUCUCCCCUGUGGAGAGAAACAGCUCUUCUCAGCUAAGCCCCCAACCCCUGGCAGCAUCGGGAUGACGUGUCAUCUCUGAACACAAAGGGGUGCGGUCCUGAUGGAAGACAUCAGUGAGAUGUACCCUGAAAGGGGGUGUUGGUCAUGCUUAUAUUCUUAGGUCUCCCAGGCCAGGGGGCAUCCUGUUGUCGUUCUAUCGCAAAGUCGUGUCCGACUCUUUGCGACCCUGUGGACUGCAGCUCACCAGGCUCCCCUGUCCUUCACUAUCUCCCAGUUUGUUCAGAUUCACAUCCAUUGAGUUGGUGAUGUUAUCUAACCAUCUCAUGAAAUUCAGCUGGCAAAAGCUGACCCAGGAGUGCCACAGAACAAAUGCUCCUGCCUCCCCAUGGAGACUGCAUGAGCUCAUGUCUGUGGAGCGCAUUAGGGUCCUUGAGUAAAAAGGAAAGAAAAAAAAAAAAAGGAGCCAAGUGCAAGCAUAUCUCAUUAGGCCAGUGACUGAUGGAGGGAAAGCAGUGCAGACGAAACUGCCUGCUUCCUGUGGAUGUUUUCCGUCUGCUGCUCAAGAGCCGAGCGGCAUGAGCUUGCCUCCCAGAUGGGCCCUGAUGGCGCGGCAGCCUUGGCCUCAGAGAAGCUCGCUGGAAAGGCAGUGGGCGAAGCAGAGAUUUCAGCAUUUGCUUGACAAAAAUGCCCAUCAACUUCCUGCUGAUAGGAAGCAGGGAGAACACGGGCAGCUGGGACUCACCAAGGAUUGUCAGCCCCACUCAGUACUGGCUGCCCUUUUUCUCCGGCCCUCUCUGGGCCUGGGAUGUUUCCUUACACCAAAGAUGCUGACACAGAGCCAAGUCUAACAUGCUCCCUCCCCUUCCCUGCCCACCUUCCACUGCAGGGGCUCCUCAGGGCAGGCAGGUGCAGCAGAGGGCCUGACCACACCCCAACCGGACAAUCAGCUCAUGAAAGGCAGGGUGGGCUGUGCAUUUGGCCUUGACCUGGUGUCAUCUGCUGUUCUUCCGUACCUCAUCAGGCAGCUGACAACCGCACCCCCAUGAGAGUAAGUCACUCCCUUCCAGCCUGGGAAAUUCUCUGUGCCUCUGGGUACAAAAGUGCCUGAACCAAAGUGCUCUGGAAACCUGAAAUGCCAUGGUAUGAGGUUGAACGUUUAAAAUCUAUGCUAUUGAAACUGUGUGUUUUGUUUUUACCUUAAGGAGCUUGUCUGAGAAGCAGCAAAAAUAAACACCUAGCCUUCCAUGAA